CGGUAAUUUUCCAAUCGCACACCUAUGCUAAGUGCAGGACUGGCCAAAGAAUGGCGAUAUACUAGCUGCGACUUCAAAGACUCGUGUGGGAGUGACUUAGGACGACCGAACGGUAAAAUCAUCUCGUUACAGGGUGAUUCUCGUUACACAGUGGGGGAUAUUAGUCAUUUGUUGCAACUGGAGUGGGGUAGGUGUUACAAGUAACAGGAAGGAUUCUCUCCUUGACAAGGGACGACGAGGUU
Molecule: messenger RNA, 242 nt
Organism: Bipolaris maydis ATCC 48331
Lineage: Eukaryota; Fungi; Ascomycota; Dothideomycetes; Pleosporales; Pleosporaceae
Source: RefSeq, a predicted model, not a curated record